CCGAUGCACUCUUCUGGUGUGUGUCUGAAGACAGGUUUAAGGGAAAAAACUACAUGAAUUCGUAUGGAACCACACAAGAUCAUGAAUUAGCCAAAGGAAUCCUAGGAGUGAGAUGUUCCAUCAUCGACUGCCCAUCAAAGGAGGUUGAGCCGGUGAGAACACCCCUCCGGAAAGAAACCGCUAGACUAGAACGGAGGUUCUUGGACUACAUCUCCCAGAAAGCCCCGCACUGGCGCGCGGGCGCCCCCUGGACGUGGCCAGUGGGAAGGUGCUAGCAGGAUCGCUAAGACCUUCCCCAGAGCAUCCGUGAGCUUGGAAAGCCGCGUUGGCUGCGGGCUGCGGCGGCGCGGGAGUCCGGUCCGAGAGAACCACGGCAGCAGGCAUUCCAGGCAGAGGUGGAGACGACCAGAUGCCUCAAACCAGGACAGAACAAAUAUGACUCAGGAUGCUUCAGCCCGGAGAAGAAGUUUCCGAAGGACAUCAUGCGGAGUGCCACCAAGCCCUGGAGUCCAGUCGCCAAAGCAGGCAGCCAUGGUCCUGAUCGCACUCGGCCCCUCCCAGGGACUCCUUCUGGCAUGAAGAGCUCCAAGUCUUCAACCUCGCUGGCCUUCGAAUCUCGGCUUAGUAAGCUCAAGAGGGCCAGCAGCGAGGACAUGCUCAACAAACCUGGAAGUGCCUCAUCAGGGGUGGCGAGACUGAAGAAGACCUCAACCUCUGGAGCCAUCUCUGAGCUCACCGAGAGCCGCCUGAGGAGCAACACAGGGACUAUUCCAACAACUAAACGGACAGGCAUUCCAGCUCCACGGGAACUCUCAGUAACUAUCUCCAGAGAGAGGUCUGUGCCACGUGGUCCCUCCAGCUCAAAGAAGUUGGGCUCCAGUCCAACUUCCUCCUGCAAUCCCACUCCUACCAAGCAUCUAAGGACCACCCCUGCCAAACCUAAGCAAGAGCAUGAAGGUGCAGAGAAGGCUGUGCUCGAGUCCCAGGUACGGGAACUUCUGGCAGAAGCCAAAACCAAAGACAGUGAAAUCAACAGGCUUCGAAGUGAACUAAAAAAAUGUAAAGAGAGGUGGGCCCUGAGCACUGAGGACGCCAAUGCUUCAGACCCAAGUGCAGAGGGAACAUCAGCCCCAGUAAGUGACACAGAGCCUUUGAUAAGAACCCUGGAGGAGAAGAACAAGACCUUUCAGAAAGAGCUUGCUGACCUAGAGGAAGAGAACAGGGCCUUGAAGGAGAAACUGACUUACCUUGAGCAGUCACCAAAUUCAGAAGGGGCAGCAAGUCACACUGGCGACAGCAGCUGCCCGACAUCUAUAACUCACGAGUCCAGUUUUGGAAGCCCAGUUGGAAAUGAGUUGUCCAGUGAAACGGAUGAGUACAGAAGAAGCACACACGGGAGUGCAUUGCGGACAUCAGGGUCUUCAAGCAGUGAUGUCACCAAAGCCUCUCUGUCACCGGAUGCCUCAGAUUUUGAGCACAUCACUGCAGACACCCCAUCUCGGCCCCUGUCAGUCACUAGCAACCCUUUUAAGAGCUCCAAGGGCUCCCCUACUGGAAGUUCCCCAAACAAUGCAAGUGAGCUGUCCUUGGCAUCUCUUACUGAGAAGAUCCAGAAGAUGGAGGAGAAUCAGCACAGCACUGCAGAAGAGCUGCAGGCUACUCUGCAGGAAUUAUCCGACCAGCAGCAGAUGGUGCAGGAAUUGACCGCUGAGAAUGAGAAGCUAGUGGAUGAGAAGACCAUUUUGGAGACCUCCUUCCACCAGCACCGAGAGAGGGCAGAACAGCUGAGUCAGGAAAACGAGAAACUGAUCAACCUUUUACAAGAGCGAGUGAAGAAUGAGGAACCUAGCGCCCAAGGAGGAAAAAUCCUUGAGCUGGAACAGAAGUGCACGGAUAUUCUUGAGAAGAGCCGCUUUGAAAGAGAGAAGCUACUCAACAUUCAGCAGCAGUUGACCUGUAGCCUACGGAAGGUUGAGGAAGAAAACCAAGGAGCUAUAGACAUGAUUAAGCACCUGAAGGAAGAAAAUGAAAAGCUGAAUGGGUUCCUAGAACACGAACGGUGUAAUAAUAGCGUGAUGGCCAAAACUUUGGAGGAAUGCAGAGUUACCUUGGAAGGCUUGAAAAUGGAGAAUGGGUCCUUGAAGGCUCAUUUGGAGGCCGAUAAGCAAAAAGCCACAGAGGCCAGCAGUAGCAUGGCGCAGACAGCAGAGAACUUCGAGGUUCAGGAAAUGCUGAAAGUGGCUCGAGCUGAGAAAGAUCAGUUGCAGUUGUCCUGCACAGAGCUCAGACAAGAAUUGCUAAAAGCAAAUGGUGAAAUUAAACAUGUUUCCAGCCUGCUAGCUAAGAUGGAGAAAGAUUAUUCUUACCUGAAAGAGGUCUGUGAUCAUCAAGCAGAACAGCUGAGCAGAACCAGCCUAAAAUUACAAGAGAAAGCUUCAGAAAGUGACGCAGAAAUCAAAGACAUGAAAGAAACCAUAUUUGAAUUAGAAGACCAGGUGGAACAGCAUCGUGCCGUCAAGUUACACAAUAAUCAACUCAUCAGUGAGCUGGAAAGCAGUGUGAUCAAGCUGGAGGAGCAGAAGUCAGACCUAGAGAGGCAAUUAAAGACCCUAACAAAGCAGAUAAAGGAGGAAACAGAGGAAUGGAGGCGAUUCCAGGCAGACCUGCAGACUGCAGUGGUAGUGGCCAACGACAUCAAGUGCGAGGCUCAGCAGGAACUACGCACUGUGAAGAGGAGGUUGCUGGAGGAGGAAGAGAAAAAUGCCAGGCUGCAGAAGGAACUGGGGGACAUGCAGGGGCACAGCAGACCUGUGAAUGAAGAGCCAGAGCCCUCAGAGGUCGAUGCUGCUGGCCGGUGGCGUGGAGUCUUUGUCAACAGAACAUCUCCAGCUCCUUCAGACUCUGCAACCACUGUAAAGUCACUGAUCAAAUCAUUUGAUUUAGGACACUCAGGUGGAACUGGACAGAGUAUUUCUGUCCACAAGACUCCCAGAAGCCCCCUGAGUGGAAUCCCAGUGAGGACCGCUCCAGCAGCUGCUGUUUCUCCGAUGCAGAGACAUUCAACAUUCAGCAGCAUGAAGCCAGCCAGCAAAGGGAUGUCUCAGCGCUUGGAUCUGCCAGACCUUCCCCUCUCCGAUCUUCUGAAGGGAAGGGCUGAGGACCGGAAGUCAGACCCUUACCUCCGAAAGAGUCCUUCACUGGAGUCCCUGAGCAGACCCCCCUCCCUGGGCUUUGGGAACACCAGACUACUGAGUGCAUCCACUGGGGGUCUGAAGCCAAGCAAGCUCAGUGUUGAAAGAAGAGAUCCUCUGGCAGCCCUGGCCCGGGAGUAUGGUGGCUCUAAGCGUAAUGCACUCCUGAAAUGGUGUCAGAAGAAGACAGAAGGUUAUGCGAACAUUGACAUCACCAAUUUCAGCAGCAGCUGGAGUGAUGGGCUGGCCCUCUGCGCUCUGCUGCACACCUACCUGCCUGCCCACAUCCCAUACCAGGAGCUGAACAGCCAGGAGAAAAAAAGGAAUCUCCUAUUGGCAUUUGAAGCAGCGCAGAGUGUAGGCAUCAAACCCAGCCUGGAGCUCAGUGAGAUGCUGUACACGGACCGGCCUGACUGGCAGAGCGUGAUGCAGUAUGUGGCCCAGAUCUACAAGUACUUUGAGACAUAAACAAACCCUCUAGCUGCUGCUUGACCUCAAGUUAGUCCUGGAUGCACCUGCUCACAGUCCAUCACACCUGGUAUGCCCACCACCUCACCACCUGGAUUUCCAAGGAAGACUCAAGCCAAGUGAACCAGCAGUCCAUCGAGAAGCAGAGCUGGCUCCACCAUGUCCCCACCAUGCGGAUCAGAGGCAAACCUGUCUGGAGCCUAUGCUGAGGAAUCCUUGCUCCCAGUGGGAGGUUUCUAGAGGGGCAGGCCCCACUCCUCACACACUGGGUCCCAAAACCCAGGCCCUCUUCUGUGAGAUUCCAGUGUUGCCAGUCCCUUUUGCAGCCCACACAUGGUCUACAUGCUGCCAACAGCCCUUCACUCACCGUGCCUCUUCUUCUCCUUCUCCCCUUUACUAAAACUGUUCUGGCUUUGCUUCAGUCAAAACUCUGUCCUGACCAACUACCUGCUCCUGAAAUAAAGCAGCACCCUACAGAAUAGAAAAACAAAAGCAGCUUUUGCUUCAUAGCCACUUAGAAACACACUGAUUAGGAAAAUAGUUUGCUCAACUCUGUGUAACUGAGGACUUAAUUGCACUACAUAGGUCUCACUGUCCCUAUUUGAUUCCUCAUGUUUGCAGAGGAGCCCUUGGCACCUUGCUGAUGGUCCACGGGAGGCCAGCUGGCAUGCACAUUAACCACACAGCCUGAGUACGGGGCUGGUGUCCUGGCUGAUGGAACCAUGACCAUUGUCCACAUCACCUUCUGCCCCGCUAUUUAUUUACAAUCCUGUUCACACACACACAUCCGCCUAACACGUGGGACUCAACAGAAGUCAGUUAUGCGUGUGAAGCAGCCUGUGCUGGUGAGCUCCUUGCACAUUUGCACAGUUCUACAGGGUGGGACAACAGAAAUAUAAACUGUGUUUUAGCUCCAGACAGAGUUGGUCCUUAGCACUCGUUGGGCCUUUUACAUUUGCCUAAUAAAAGAAGCUAUUAGGAACAGUCACACUCUCCUGACACCCUGCUGCUUCCCUGAGGUGCAGCAGCCCCUCCCUGAGUACUCAGGCUCCUUGCUUCUAGAGUCUAGAGGCUCUUUGCUAUUUUUCUUGGACAAAUAAAUGUGCACUUCAUAGCAAAUGAGGGUGCCCCUUUCUCAGACAGUUGGGUGUGCACAAACACCCAUUAUUGUUCUAAGUGCCAAAUAGCCCUGUGCUGGUCCUUUGAGAAAGGACCAUGUUCACAGCAACCCCGUGAAGGACCGCCAUAGUUCUAGUGAAUCUCUGCCUGCUUAUCUGAGCCACCCUGCUGGCCCAGUCUGUAUCCUUAGAGGACCUGGGUUCUAUCCCUCCCUCCAUCCCAUCCCUCUGAUAGGUGGCAGCUGGGUGCAGCAGCGCUGAUUCUCAAACUGUUGUAGCCUCUUGGGGCCACAGACUCCACCUUCAGGCUCUAUCUGUAGUUCUUGGCUGUGGCUCCAUCCGGUUCCCCUGGGGCUCCUAGGAACUGCAUGCCUGGCCCUCCAAUCAGGUGAGUCAGAAUAACUGGAAUGGAGCAGAGAUGGAGUCUGCAGGUUCUCACAGUUCUUCCGAACUGGUGGACAGCCAUGCAGAGGAGCAGGACACUCCCCCAACCCCCUGUGCUCACCACAGGAGCUCCUGAGCAGCAGUUUAGGGACCACAGUCAGCUGUGAAAUGGGCCCAUUCAUCUCCAGGUCUAGGGCUCAGAACCUCCUUUCUGAUGAAUGUGUUCCUCUGAAAGCUAGGACUUGCGCUGCUUAAGCACUGGUGUGUUGUGAUUGAGGACAGCCCUCACAGUCUCAGGCUUCUGCUUUGCCCAGCGGGAAGGAGCGCUGUCCCACACAGCUGGGCGCUGUUUCCUCUCCAGCUGUGUAGGAGAGGCCACAGUUAAGGCAUGGAGUUUAGUCUGUCUCUGGCUCUUGUCAGGGUGCUGUCUAGACAUCUAGGAGCUCUCAGCAGAGCAGGCUCCAUGCUGGUCUCCAGACACCUUACAGUUUCCUUGUAAGCAGAGGCAGGCACUUUGGGGCCCAUCCCCCUUGUGAUCGGAACCCAGUUUGCUGAGGACUAGCCAACCACAUCUGUUCUUGUCUUUAUUUUCCUUUGGCUUCCCCCCCCCCACGCCCCCAUUACUACAGUUCCUGCCAGGGAUGAGAUCCCUCCCAGUAGAAGCAGGUACUGCUGGUGAAUGGGGUGAGGCAGAGAGCAGGCAGACGGCACUCCAUUUCUUCAACAUGGUACCAUACUGUUGCAUAUGGAGGUGCAGGGCCUGGGAAGAGCUCCAGGGUACACACGUGAAUAAUGAAAAACUGACCAGCUUAGAAUACCAGCACAGCGGGUGCCUUACAUUUUCUUGGGUUUUAUUGGGGUGCUUGGGGUGGGUUGGUUGGUUUGUUUGUUUGUUUGUUUGUUUGUUUGUUGUUUGUUUUGCUUUGAGGCUUGUAUGAAGCAGAAUCUCAUGGCUGGUCUUGAAUUCCUGCCUCUGCCUCCCAGGUGCUGAGAUCAGAUACCAUGCCCAGCUUUGGUACUUUGUGUUUUUGCUGUGUUUUUGUUUGUCGUGGGCUUCUUUACUAACUCUCGUUUGGAGGCUGUCAAAGGCCUCUAUGGCCGUGAGUUUCCCAUCUGCCCUCAGCUAAGCACAAGAGAGAGCUGCAGAAUGUAAGAUCCUGAGAAGUUCAACCAUGUGGGGAAGACUGGCUUUCUGCACUGAGUGGUGGCUGAGCUGAUGACAGAUGACAGGGCUGAGGCCACGCCCACAGGGACAGGCUCGGAGGAAUGGCCUUCCCCUCAGUCCCUUCUCACUGUAGCAUGCGUGAUUGCCCUUCUCAUUCUUCGUCCAGUUGUUUCUCAGCUCUGUUAGACCAUCCAGAAUUUAAGCCGGGGCUGGGAGAGAGAAAGCCAUGUCCUGUCAAGCAUGGUGCCCCUGCCUGCGACUUCAGCUCCUCUGGAGAAGGAAGCAGGAGAAUCAGUUGAGCCCAGGGAUUUGGGACUAGUCUAACAAAAGAGACCCUGAGAGGGAAUGGGGCUGUCCCAAAGCAAUCAGCCUUCUAGCAAUAAUGACUACCUGGCAUAUUCUCUUCCCAUCUCCCACGAGCACCAGGCACAUGCCAGUCUCACUGAGACCCUUAGGGACAAACCCACCCACCAGAUCUAGCAGUUCCUAAGUUCCAAGUUUGAGAUGCUCCACUACCCACACAAAUGAAAGAGGGAACCCCCAGCCAUCUGAAGAGAAGUGUUUCCAGCAUCUUCUGGAGGCCCUCUGACUGAGGUUGGAGUUCUGGGACACCCUGAGUAGCUCACCGACUGUCACUACAUGAGUUGACUGUGGCUUCCUUUCUGUCAAGAGCACACUAGACCGCACUAAGCACUGCCCAAGCGUGGCAUACUCUCAGAGGUGUGCAGGGCUCAUAACAAGUGUAAGGUGUGCCGCUGUGUAAUAUUUCUAAUAAAUAUAUUUUGUUUCUGCCUCA
This is a messenger RNA of Mastomys coucha (southern multimammate mouse), 7122 nucleotides long. It is a transcript of the gene Specc1, whose product is annotated as sperm antigen with calponin homology and coiled-coil domains 1. The record is from RefSeq and is a predicted model, not a curated record. Lineage: Eukaryota; Metazoa; Chordata; Mammalia; Rodentia; Muridae. Gene Ontology annotation, biological process: actin cytoskeleton organization. Bases 483 to 3659 code for a protein of 1058 amino acids. Gene Ontology annotation, cellular component: filamentous actin; microtubule organizing center. The transcript is spliced from 18 exons. Gene Ontology annotation, molecular function: protein binding.